This is a messenger RNA of Eucalyptus grandis, 4137 nucleotides long. Its product is annotated as ABC transporter B family member 1. Gene Ontology annotation, molecular function: ABC-type transporter activity; polysaccharide binding; ATP binding. The record is from RefSeq and is a predicted model, not a curated record. NCBI's taxonomy places the organism in Eukaryota, Viridiplantae, Streptophyta, Magnoliopsida, Myrtales, Myrtaceae. The transcript has 16 exons. Gene Ontology annotation, biological process: protein phosphorylation; transmembrane transport. Bases 1 to 4137 code for a protein of 1378 amino acids. Gene Ontology annotation, cellular component: membrane.
AUGGGAGACUCGAAAUUUUGCGGCCACAGUAAUUAUGAGCUAGUCUGCAUAGAUAACCGCACCAUUCUGGAUUUUAACUCGAGCAAGUACUUUGUACACAACAUCGACUACACCAACCGAACAAUUAGGGUCGCUGAUGUCAAGCUGCAAAAGGGCAAUUGCUCAUCCCUUCCUCUCCAGUCUUUAUUGGGCUAUGAAUGGCCCAUGUAUUAUUCUUAUAGAUCCAAGGCUGUUUCGAUCGUGAGUUGUGUGAAGGCCGUCGAUUUUCCAUUUUACAUUGAUGCUUCAUCAUGCCUUGAUGGGCUUCCAUUACUUAAUAUCUUUGGUGCGAGAAGGCGAGUGUAUGCCUUGGUCAAUGCAAAUGUCUCAUCUAUGGAAACCGCAUGCACUAUAGAGUUUUUGGUAAUGCUGCCACAGUGGGUUGAUGAAUAUGAUCUUCGUUCCUAUAAGCAAAUUCAUGAACGUAUGGUUUAUGGAUUCGAGCUUUCAUGGCAGUAUCUUGAGGACACCAAGAUAGGAAUUCGUAUCUUUAUCGACGUCCUUCUCCUCAUCAGCUCGCAAAUAUUACCGCCCUAUUCCAUCGACAUCAAGAAAAUCACAGGGGGUCUUAAGGACAAACUCGGUGAGGGAGGAUAUGGUACUGUGUUUAAAGGAAGACUCCGGAGCGGCCGCGAAGUGGCGGUCAAGAUUCUCAAGAAGGGAAAAACAAACGGGCAGGACUUCAUCAGCGAAGUGGCUACCAUUGGAAGAAUUUACCAUGUUAAUGUGGUUGGACUCAUUGGUUAUUGUUUCGAGGGCUCCAAACAAGCUCUUGUCUAUGAUUUCAUGCAUAAUGGGUCUCUAGAUAAGCACAUAUUCUCACGAGUAGAAGGAACUACUCUUGAUUACAAAGAAGUGCACAAGAUUGCUCUUGGAAUAGUUAGAGGGAUUGAAUAUUUUCAUCGAGGAUGCGACGUGCAAAUUCUACACUUCGAUAUUAAGCCUCACAACAUUCUUCUUGAUAGGGAUUUCACCCCAAAAGUUUCCGACUUUGGGCUUGCAAGAUUGUAUCCCACGAACUAUAAUACCGUGGCUCUAACAGCAGCGAGAGGAACCUUGGGAUAUAUGGCUCCAGAGCUGGUCUACAAAGACAUUGGGGGCAUCUCUUAUAAAGCUGAUGUCUAUAGUUUUGGCAAAUUGUUGAUGGAAAUGGCCAGUGGGAGAAAGAAUACAGACACAGUUACAGAGUGUUCCAGUCAAACUUACUUUCCUUUAUGGGUUCAUGACCAACUUAGUAAGGGAUUGGACAUCCCACUGGAACAAGUUAUUGAUGAGGAUAGGAUAAUAGUAAAAAAGAUGAUAAUAGUUGCUUUUUGGUGCAUACAAUGGAAUCCUAGCGAUCGCCCUUCAAUGCGCAAAAUCUUGGAAAUGCUGGAAAGGGAACAAGAUGAUCUACAAAUUCCUCCCAAGCUACUCUUUUAUCCAUCAGAAAUGUCGACAAGGGAUGGCGGAACUUGGAUUGAUGAAGGCAAUGAUACUAUAUCCACUUCAUCAAUUAUCACAAUAACUCGUGAAGAUUCUCAUCUUGAGUAUAUUAGUACUAGCAUUACACAAGCACCGGUUGCUAAAGAUUGCUAUCCCGACCAGACCUUGGUGCCAUUGUUCCUAUCGGAAGAUGACGUAAAGCAGAUUGAAUCGGAACAAAUGACGAAAGAAGCAGAGGAGAAGAAUAAUAAUAAUAAUAAUAAUAAUAAUAAUAAUAAUAAUAAUAAUAAUAAUAAUAAUAAUUGUGGUAUACUGGAGGACGUCAAGAAGAAGAGUGAACUGACAGGCUUGCCAUUUUAUAAGCUUUUGAAGUAUGCAGACGCACUUGAUUGGAUUUUAAUGGCUCUAGGGACGCUAGGAUCUGUCGUCCAUGGGAUGGCUCAACCAGUUGGAUAUUUGUUGCUCGGCAAAGCACUCGAUGCUUUCGGAAGUCAUAUCGACAACAAAGAUGACACGGUUCAUGCUCUGAAAAAGGUUGUUCCAUACGUGUGGUACAUGGCCUUUUCAACCUUCCCUGCUGGAAUCCUAGAGAUUGGAUGCUGGAUGUACGCGAGCGAAAGACAAACAGCACGGAUCAGAUUAGAAUUCCUGAGAUCGGUCCUCAGACAGGAGAUUGGAGCUUUUGAUACUGAAUUGUCGAGUGGAAAAAUCAUUGCGGGAAUAAGUACUCACAUGAGCGUAAUCCAGGAUGCUAUCGGAGAGAAGCUGGGGCAUUUCCUUUCGUGCUUCGCCACAUUCUUUUCUGGAGUCUUGAUUGCCUUCAUUUGCAGUUGGGAAGUUUCACUGGUCACCUUGUUUGUCGUUCCCUUUAUUCUACUGAUUGGAGCCACCUACACCAAGAAAAUGAAUGCCAUCUCAGCUGCCAAAAUGAUUUACCUAUCCGAAGCUACUACUGUUGUGGAACAGACCAUAUCUCAUAUAAAAACGGUCUUUGCAUUUGUCAGAGAGGAUCGCGCAAUCAAGUCAUUCUCAGCCUGCAUGGACAAGCAGUCUGUCAUCAGCAGAGGAGAGGCACUGAUUAAGGGAGUUGGAACAGGAAUGUUUCAAGCAGUGACCAACUCCUCGUGGGCACUAAUCAUAUGGAUCGGAGCAAUCGUGGUCACUGCCGGAAGAUCUAGUGGAGGGAACGUCAUAGCAGCGGUCAUGAGCAUCCUCUUUGGAGCUAUCUCAAUCACUUAUGCUGCCCCAGACAUGCAAGUAUUUAACCAAGCAAAAGCAGCAGGAAAUGAAGUUUUCAAGGUGAUCCGGAGACAACCAACUAUUAGCAACGCUUCAGGGGGGAUCGUAUUGAAGGAAAUCGAGGGAAACAUUGACAUAAGGAACAUUCACUUUUCUUACCCAUCCCGAGAAGAUAAGGUGAUUCUUCAAGGUUUUACGCUGUCAAUUCCAGCAGGAAAGACGGUGGCGUUAGUUGGUAGCAAUGGGUGUGGGAAAAGCACAGUCAUAUCCCUAGUUGCAAGAUUCUACGAUCCAUCGAAAGGGGUCAUUCUCAUAGAUAACCAUAACAUCAAGGGUCUUGAUUUGAAGUGCCUCCGCCAAAAUAUUGGAGCAGUUUCCCAAGAACCAUCACUGUUUGCUGGCACUAUCAAGGACAACCUUAAAGUAGGAAAUUUGGAUGCAGAUGACCAACAAAUAGAGAAUGCAGCAAUGAUGGCAAAUGCACAUAAUUUCAUUUCACAGCUUCCAGAUAAGUACUCGACUGAGGUGGGGCAGAGGGGCUUCCAGCUGUCAGGGGGACAAAAACAAAGAAUUGCAAUAGCCAGAGCUGUUCUCAAGAAUCCUCCAAUACUUCUGCUGGAUGAGGCUACAAGUGCUCUUGAUUCGCAAUCUGAGAAGCUGGUUCAAAAGGCAUUGGAGAAGGCCAUGCAGGGAAGAACGGUGAUCUUGAUUGCACACAGAUUGUCAACCAUCGUUAAUGCAGAUGAAAUUGCAGUCGUAGAGAAUGGACAGGUUAAGGAGACAGGAACGCACAGCACCCUAUUGGAUACCAGCAAAUUUUACAACAGCUUAUUCAACAUGCAGAACAUCAGAGUUGUUCGUGAUAAAAGAAUUGAUAUACCUUCACAGGAUUCAGAAAUUGACCAACCCCAUGGCUCACCUCAAAGCAGAGGUUUAAGUGAAAAACGUGCAGAGAUAGAAGAAAGCCUCAGGGAAGACCCUGAGCAAGAGGAGCAUGAGAAAAGAUUAGAAGCAGUCCACUUCUUUAGAAUCUGGUUUGGGUUGAGGAGGACGGAACUUGUCAAGAUAGCCAUCGGCUCCAUUGCAGCCGGUUUCUCUGGAAUCUCAAAGCCUGUUUUUGGGUUCUUCAUCAUAACAAUAGGUGUAGCAUAUUACCAUAAACAUGCAAAGCGGGAAGUUGGAUGGUUCUCACCGCCGCCGCCGCCGCCGCCGGCCUCCCCGGGGACCCAGGUGGCGGCGUGCUGGUUCGCGGGGUGCUUCCGCGGCUCCACUGGCGUCCCCUCCGAUUCACCUCCGCCGCCCAUCGCCUUCUUCGCCGUCGUCUUCGUCUUCGAUCGGGACUGCGAUUCGAGGAACUUAUCGCACGAGAAAAGAGAGUGGAGAUGGGAAUCUAGAAAACGGCAGAAAAAUCUAGAUCGCGGGAGAGAACGGUAA